AUGUUUAAGAGUUAACUCAGGGAAUUAAACUCGACAACGUUUUGACUGCUGACCAACAGGUUUGGAGAUAGCUGAAUAACGCUUGGCUUGAGCAGCAUAGCUGUCACCAAAAUUCCCACUUGUUCUUUCCCGUACUAAUUCUGAUUAUCUGGAUUAUAUCUGAUAAACAGAUAAUGCUUAUCACUUAAUCCUUCAAACCAUCGCAAAAUUGCUUGAAUGUUGAAGAGGGGAGAAGGAUUGAGAGGGUGUGAGACACCGUAUGUGAUAAUCUCAGAUGGAUUCGUGGAGACUGGCAGUGUAUAAACACUGAUAAAUUACCAGUACAUGAGCUAUUUGUUAGAUAUUUAAAAUACAGUGUCCGACGAAGUGCGGUAAUUCGCAAUCUAAUCUGUCCCGUCUGGGUGUCUAUGCCUUGCCAGGAUCCCUGACGGCUUCUCGCUAAUUCCUGCCAAAAGUAUCAGUGGAUUUCUUGCUUUUAAUCUCCCAUGAUGCCUUAUUCGAUUAUUGUCAAUGUUCGCCAUCCCGGACCGGCUGUUAAACUCUUUAGUUUUAAACUGAGGCGCUCAGUUGAGCCUCGACAGCAACAGAGAAAUAAAAGGAGAGUGAAAAAUGCCCCCUGCAAGUGCAAUGGGCUCAACACUGAGGUACUAAAGUGUUCUUCUUUCGUUGCUUUUAUUCUUCGUGAAAUGGCACAAUGACGGCAAAAGUGAGGAAGCUUAGAAUAUGGGACAUGCAAAUGGUUACUGCUGACAUGAGAUCUAUGGUUGCAAUGCCUACCAGCCGCGUGGGUUUACUGAUUUUUGUCUGUUACACAGCACUGUGGUGUAUAGGAGAGACGCUAAUAAAUAGCUCUUCUAAUCAAGACAAAGAAGUAAGAGUCCAUUCGGAAAACAUUACACGCAUUCUCGAUAGACUUCUCGAUGGAUAUGAUAAUAGGCUACGACCCGGUUUUGGAGGUCCUGUCACUGAAGUGAAAACUGACAUAUACGUGACAAGUUUCGGUCCUGUAUCUGACGUCGAUAUGGAAUACACCAUGGAUGUCUUUUUCCGUCAAACUUGGAUUGAUAAGAGGCUAAAAUUUGAUGGACCUAUUGAAAUACUUAGAUUGAAUAACUUAAUGGUUAACAAAAUUUGGACUCCAGACACCUUCUUCAGAAAUGGAAAAAUGUCCAUUGCUCACAACAUGACGACUCCCAACAAGCUUUUCAGAAUCAUGCAAAACGGCACUAUUCUUUACACCAUGAGACUGACCAUAAAUGCAGCAUGUCCUAUGAGACUAGUGAACUUCCCAAUGGACGGACAUGCAUGUCCGUUGAAGUUUGGCAGCUAUGCCUAUCCUAGAAGUGAAAUAAUUUACACUUGGAAGAAGGGCCCCUCAUACUCAGUAGAAGUACCAGAUGAAUCUUCAAGUCUGCUGCAGUAUGAUCUUGUAGGCCAAACUGUAUCUAGUGAAACCAUGAAAUCCAACACAGGUGAAUACAUAGUGAUGACAGUGUAUUUUCACUUAAAAAGGAAGAUGGGAUACUUUAUGAUUCAGACUUACAUUCCUUGCAUUAUGACUGUAAUUCUCUCCCAAGUAUCUUUCUGGAUUAAUAAGGAGUCUGUCCCAGCUAGAACAGUAUUUGGUGAAUACUCCAUACAAAUAGUCUAUUUUUUCCUACAAAGAAAACUAGGCUAUUAUCUCAUUCAGACUUACAUCCCAUGCAUCAUGACUGUAGUUUUGUCUCAGGUUGUGUUCUGGAUAAACAAAGAAUCUGUCCCUGCUCGUACUGUGGCGGGUAUUACUACAGUUUUAACCAUGACUACUCUAAGUAUCAGCGCACGCCACUCGCUACCAAAGGUGUCCUAUGCUACUGCUAUGGAUUGGUUCAUAGCAGUAUGUUUCGCUUUUGUCUUUUCUGCACUCAUCGAAUUUGCAGCCGUAAACUACUUCACAAAUCUUCAGGCUCAAAAAGCCCAAAAAAAAGCAACACAAGCAGCAGCAUUAUCAGCAGUAGCAGGAGUACCUGAAUCAGAGGAGAUAGUAUCGCAUUCUGAUUCCAAUUCCAACUUAAAGAAAAGAUUUAACUCCUUGGCACCUCAGAAAGAGUCAGCAUCCAGUGUAGAACCAGAUUCUAACAGCAAUGUGCAACCGGUUUUGUGUUCUGCUCCUGGUCUCUCUCCAUCUGCUCAACCGCAAUCUCAUACUGGUACCAGCAAGAUCGACCAGUAUGCCAGGAUCCUUUUCCCGCUAUCAUUCGGAGCUUUCAAUCUGGUGUAUUGGAUUGUGUACCUUUCAAAAGACACUAUGGAAAUGGGAAGUAAUAUAUAACUUUCAAUGUCAUAUGUUACAUUUGUGUACAGCCAAACAAGAUUGCAUUAUCAUGCAUACAAAAAUAAUGGAUAUAUAGAUUUUCUUACAAAAUAGCUGCACAGUGAAGGGUUCAAAUGAAAACAUAAUUUCUUGGAGGAAAGUAUGUUACAGUAUUAAAAUGCCCUUCUACAUUGCAUUUCUUUAUUAUACAUAACAAUUGAAAAUAUCCACUGGAGAAAGAUAGGAAUAAAUAGAAUUACAACAACUUAAUUUGACCAUGGAAACUAGGCAAUUUCUCAUUUGAAGGGCUGAACUCAAUGGACUGAUUCUGCUUUUCAUAUUUUGCACUUCUGUCCUUAUCGAAUAUUUUAUGACUUUACCAUAUAAUUCAAUAUAUUAUCAAGGCUAGUUUUGAUUUGACUCAUGCAUACCGGGAAAUACUGUGGGUUAUGUGUAUUGGAAUCCUGUAACAUAAUGUUAGCUUUCUUUAGCUUCAGUCCCAAGAAGAGUUUAGAGAAGAUUUAUUUUGUGUGCUCAUUGUGGUUUGAAGUAAAGUACUGCAAUAUAUAAUAACACUUUAUUUUUAUUGAAUGCUUUAUUUGUUCACAUCUUUAAUUUGAUAAAAAAAUUAUGUAAAGUAUAUUUUUUUAGAAAGCAGGAAUCAAAAUAUUACAUUGCAGAAAUGUCCUCUCAGAAAUCUAACCUUGAAGAAGGAAUGACAGUAAAAUGAGAGACGAUUCUUCGACAAUAGGAUUUAUUUAUGAAAAGCAGGCAUAGACGAAGUACACUCAAUGUUUAGAUAUAACUAUAAUGUUUUUAAAAAUAUCAUUGUUUAAAUAAUGAAUAUUGACAAUAUUAUUGAGAUGACUUGAACACUUCAAUGAACUUGACAGUUUAUCAGAUUUUCUUGUAACCUACUGGAUUUAUUACCAUUUUUUCAUAUUUGCUUUAUCCCAUUUGUAGAAUGUCCACUGAAUGUCAUAAUCUUUCCUUGACUCAUAGCUACAGUACUACCUUUUUUGUGAGAUCAUCAGAUCCAAACUAGUAAAAAUUCAAUAAUGAUGACUGUUAUUUUAGAAUAAUUCUUAGAAUUUUGUUCAAAAUCUUCCGGAAUUUAUUUUCUUGCACUUUUGCCAUUGAUUACUCAUAUCCCGCCAGAAUGUUGUGAGACUUGAAAAGGUUCAGAAAAGAUUUACAAGGAUGUUGCCGGGGUUGGAGGAUUUGAGCUUUAG
Molecule: messenger RNA, 3525 nt
Organism: Chiloscyllium plagiosum (whitespotted bambooshark)
Lineage: Eukaryota; Metazoa; Chordata; Chondrichthyes; Orectolobiformes; Hemiscylliidae
Product: gamma-aminobutyric acid receptor subunit alpha-6-like
Biological process (GO): monoatomic ion transmembrane transport
Cellular component (GO): membrane
Molecular function (GO): GABA-A receptor activity; extracellular ligand-gated monoatomic ion channel activity
Source: RefSeq, a predicted model, not a curated record